Messenger RNA from Dromiciops gliroides (monito del monte), 4466 nucleotides. RefSeq names its product solute carrier family 2 member 13 (gene SLC2A13). Gene Ontology annotation, cellular component: membrane. Gene Ontology annotation, biological process: transmembrane transport. NCBI's taxonomy places the organism in Eukaryota, Metazoa, Chordata, Mammalia, Microbiotheria, Microbiotheriidae. The record is from RefSeq and is a predicted model, not a curated record. Gene Ontology annotation, molecular function: myo-inositol:proton symporter activity.
CACCAGGAAGGCAGCUAUUUAGCAGAGGCAGAACAGCUCAAAUAUUCCCAACUCUUGCCACUGCCACAUGUGACCAGUGGGGCUCCGCCUCCCGUUUCAGCCCAGCUGCGCCAGAUCCCUAGCUUGGGGCGGGAGGGAGUCUCUUUUAGAGUGUGAGACCAGCUCAGAUUCCAACUCCUCUUGUACUGUAGCUCCUUGGCUGACAUCAAUUUCCCUCCCUAAGUGUCAGCUGCAGUAGGGAAAUCGAAGAAGAAGGAAGGCGGGAACAGCAUCGAGUACCACAAGUUCCUCCUGAGCUCCUGGAAGAAAAAGGAAAAAGAGGGAAGGAGGCAGCCGCAGAGGCGGCAGCAGAAUCAGCUGAGGUGGCGGCGGCAGCAGCUGAGGCUCCACAUUGCUCAAGGCUCCUAUACCUGCUGUGCGUACCCGGCUCUGGAGGUUCCUUUUUUCUCUCACGGGGGAAGGCAAAGACUCCCCUAUGAACCGCAAGGCAAGCGAGAAUGUGGAGUACACCCUGCGGAGCCUGAGCAGCCUCAUGGGCGAGAGGCGGAGGAAGCAACAGGAUCCAGACUUGGCCAGCGCCUCUGGGGAGCAGAGCCUUAUUGCUGCCACCGAGUCAUUCUGCAGCCUGCAGGGGAGUGGUGGUCCUGGCCCGGGCUCGAGCACCUACCUUGGCAAUACCGGGGAUUUGGAGCGAGCGGCACGGCGACAAUUCCAGCAAGACGAGACCCCAUCCUUCGUCUACGUAGUGUCGGUCUUCUCAGCCCUGGGCGGCUUCCUGUUUGGCUAUGACACGGGAGUGGUGUCAGGGGCUAUGCUGCUGCUGAAGCGGCAGCUCAGCCUGGAUACGCUAUGGCAGGAAUUGCUGGUGUCUGGAACAGUGGGGGCGGCUGCCGUCUCUGCGCUGGCCGGAGGGGCCCUCAACGGCGUCUUUGGCCGCCGCGCCGCCAUCCUGCUGGCCAGUGCCCUCUUCACUGCUGGCUCCGUGGUGCUGUCAGUGGCGCAGAAUAAGGAAACGCUGUUGUCCGGCCGAGUUGUCGUGGGAUUCGGGAUCGGUAUUGCUUCCAUGACAGUACCAGUGUAUAUUGCAGAGGUUUCUCCACCCAAUUUAAGAGGCAGAUUAGUUACAGUUAACACAUUAUUCAUCACAGGAGGGCAGUUCUUUGCAAGUGUUGUUGAUGGUGCCUUCAGUUAUCUUCCAAAAGAUGGAUGGAGGUAUAUGCUGGGUCUUUCAGCUAUCCCAGCAACAAUACAGUUCCUUGGAUUUCUCUUUCUACCGGAAAGCCCAAGAUGGCUCAUUCAGAAAGGACAGACUCAGAAAGCUCGGAGAAUUUUGUCACAGAUACGAGGCAACCAGACAAUUGAUGAGGAAUAUGAUAGUAUCAAAAACAAUAUUGAAGAGGAGGAAAAAGAAGUUGGUUCAGCUGGACCUGUGAUCUACAGAAUAUUGACUUAUCCUCCAACUCGCCGAGCUUUAAUUGUGGGUUGUGGCCUACAAAUGUUCCAACAGUUAUCAGGCAUUAACACCAUCAUGUAUUACAGUGCAACCAUUUUGCAGAUGUCAGGAGUUGAAGAUGACAGACUUGCAAUAUGGCUAGCCUCAGUAACAGCUUUCACAAAUUUCAUCUUCACACUAGUUGGAGUCUGGCUUGUUGAGAAAGUGGGCCGAAGAAAACUUACACUUGGCAGUUUAGCAGGUACUUCUGUAGCACUCAUUAUCCUUGCUUUGGGAUUUUUGCUGUCAGCUCAGGUCUCACCACAAAUCUCUCUUAAGCCAACAGUUCCUUCAGAUCAGAACUCUUCUUGCACAAAAUACAGUUCCUGUGAUGGAUGCAUGCUUGAUCCAGGCUGUGGAUUCUGCUAUAAAAUGAACAAAUCAGAUGUGGUCGAUUCCUCGUGUGUUCCAGUCAGUAAAGCAUCAUCAAAUGAAGCUGCCUGGGGAAGGUGUACUAAUGAAACCAAAUUCAAAGUAGAAGAGUUAUUUUGGGCUUAUAAUUUUUGCCCAACUCCAUAUUCCUGGACUGCACUUUUGGGCCUAAUUUUAUAUCUGGUUUUCUUCGCCCCUGGAAUGGGACCAAUGCCUUGGACAGUGAAUUCUGAAAUCUAUCCACUUUGGGCAAGAAGUACAGGAAAUGCAUGUUCAUCUGGAAUAAAUUGGAUUUUCAAUGUUCUGGUUUCACUGACCUUUCUACAUACAGCAGAGUAUCUUACAUAUUAUGGAGCCUUCUUUCUCUAUGCUGGAUUUGCUGGUUUGGGACUCAUUUUCAUCUAUGGUUGUCUUCCUGAGACCAAAGGGAGAAAACUAGAGGAAAUUGAAUCACUGUUUGAAAACAAAUUAUGUACAUGUGGUACUUUAGAUUCUGAUGAAGGGAGAUACAUAGAAUAUAUUCGGGUGAAGGGAAGCAAUUAUCAUCUUUCUGACAAUGAUGCUUCUGAUGUGGAAUAAGUUUCAGAUGCUGACCUAUCUAAACAUUAAAAAAAAAAAACUUCUGGGGGAAGAAUAAGUUUUUGGUGCCCUUACUGUCUUAUUUCUGGCCUGGAUUUCCUUUUUACAUUCUAGUUUUAAAUACCUUCAUAAUUCUAAAAUAAUUGGAUAUGAGAUAAAUUUUCUUCAGGAGCAAAGAUAAGAAAACUGAUUCACAAAUAUCUAAAUCUACCAAUUCUUGGCUAAAAUUUGGUAGUCUCUGCUUAGUGAAAAAUACAUUUAGUCCCCUGACAUUCUUAUUUUCUGACUAGCAUAAUAUUUGUAACAAUUUAGCAAAUAGAAAACAAUUUAAAACAUUACAAUGUGAUUUCCUUCUUGCUGAAAAAAUUUUGGCUGCUAUAUGUGGGGUGUUACUCCCCCAAAAUGGCAUACCUGAAAUCAGUUUGAUCAGCCAUAAUUUACCUAUUAAUGACCAUUAAUUAACAAAGUGUUUAAAGUUAUGUCAAAGUACUAAAAGUCCCUUCUAUAAAAGGACACAGUUCUACUUCUCACCAUUAUAAUUUAGUAGAGUUUCUCUUUGAUGCCAAAUUAGGUUUUAAGAGAAGAUGCAAUAGAUUGACUCUGCAUUUAGGAUCUUUUGAGGAUAAUUUUGCUAACCUUAAUUGUCACACAUAAGCUAAUACAGUUUGAUGAAUGCAUUUAUUUGCCAGGAUAAUAAUAAAAGGGUUUUGACUGGAUUCCCUAAUUAAAUAGUAAUUUAGGUACCGAAAUGCAAACAGAAAAUAACAUCAGAUCACCAACUAUUUCAAGAAAUGCUUUUUAUGGUUCUUAAAAUACCAAUUAAUAAUGACCUCUAGCUUACUGAUAUCCAUGUCCUGCUAAUUUUUCUUUUAUUAACACUGUACAAAUAACUCCUAAGAGAUUCCCUAUUAAUUUAAUCAAAAUGACUUCUGAAACAGUAACAAAAAGUUAGUGAUACAAAUAAGUCUGUUUUAGUUAUAUUUAUUUCCUUAAAAAUAGUUUCCCCCCUCUUAAUUAUUGUUAUUAUUAUUAUCAGUUUUAAAGACACAAAUCAUAUACUGCUACCUAUUUGGGUUUGUGAAAUUUUACCGCUACCCAAUUCUCUUUUUUUAUUCUUAAAGAAUACAUUGGUUUGAGGUUCGCACAUCCUCCCAAUUUUUCUCAUGUUAAAUUAAGAAAACAGAUUUUUAUUUUUAUGCCUGACUUAGACUUUUCCUUCCCCUAGCUAAAAUUGAGAUAUUAGUUAUUGAAUAAGUUAGUGAAUGAGAUGCAUUUAUAUCAUCAUUUAAAAUAUAUUUGUUUAAUAUCUUUAAGUAGUUAAUUUUUCAUUGCCAUAUUUUACCCUUUAUAAUUUGAGAAGUUAAUGUAACUACAAAUUAACAAUCUAAAAAGCCUGGAAAAUGUUUAUCUAACUCAAAUAGCAUUUGCAGAACCUUUGUUUUAGCAAAGGAAAUAUAUAUAUUAUGAACACCUGAGGGGCUAAUGUUCAGUACAUUAAAAAGACUAGAAAACUCCCUGUUAGAGAUAAGACAAUAUCAUUUCUUUCACAGUUGCUAAUUGUGUUAAUUUCCCUGUUAAUUUAUGAUAGCUCCACAAGAUGGAGAUUUUCUUUUUUUUGUUUCAUACUGAACUUAAGACAGGACAUUAGUCUGCUGUUGAAUAUUAACCUCAACAGAGAUAAUCUAAUAUUUAAACAGACAAUGGAUAAAUAUUACUUAGAAGUAAAAGAUUGACAAAUAUCAUUAUUUGCCCCUAGAUUUGUUCAUUAAUUCCUGAAGUCUUAUUUCUGUAAUUAUGUCAGAGUCAAUAGAAUAUGUAACGAAUGCAACUGUAUCUCAAAUUCAAAUGUACUUGCAACUCUUUAGGAGAUAGUUAUGAUUACAAAGCACUGAUGCAUUUUUAGAAAAUAUAAACAAAAGUAUGUUUUGGAAAUAAUUCAUUUCAAUUCAGUAAAAAUUUCUUAAGUGCUUACUAUGUGCAAGGUACUAUGCUAGGAGCUGGAGAUACAAAAACAAAAAUAAAA